AUGGACUAAAUAGACGAAAUUAUAAGAAUUUUAAAGGUAAGUCCAGAUGAUAGACAGCAAGAAGAUAUUAAUACACUUCUAUAACUGACUAAAGACAUACAGUUUUUUAAGUAUUAUUUCGAAUAAGGUAAAACUGAUAUACAUAAAAAGUGUUGUAAAUGCAUGGUAUUAGAAUAACAUUAAGAAAGAAGUGUUGUAUUUAACAUAGGAACUAUAGGCUAUAAAUUCUAUAUUAUCCUUGAAGGAGAAGUAGGAGUAUACAUAAAAAAUAAAAAAUCGAAUGCACCAACAAUAGAUUUUGAGAAACUUAUGCAGCUGAAGCCAAGAAAUAAACUUUAAAAAGUAGCCCGUAUUUUAAAGAGUUAGAAUUAUAAACUAGAAACAGAGAAUAGCGUGAUGAAAGAAGCGAAUACAAUUGGUGCAAUUUUUGAAAAAGCCUUAAAAAAUUAAAUAUAAAAGUAUCGCUAACAAUCUCUGUAAUUAAGCAGAUUUAAUACAGUAGAAGGGGAUUUUGUACAAGUAAGUACUUUAAAAGCCGGCUCAUCAUUUGGUGAAUUAGCUUUAAUAAAUGAUAGACCUCGUUUAGCUACAAUAGUCUGCUCUUAAAACUGCAAGUUUGCUGUAAUUGACAAAGAUAAUUUUUAAAGGAUUUUGAAAGAGUAAGAAGAAAUCAAGCUCAUAAAAGCCCUAAAUUUAUAUAGUUCUAUUCCUUUAUUUGAAAACUUUAGCACAUAUUUACUCAAAUAAGUUCAUUGGUCUUCAUUUAAGGUAAAAUACAAAAUGAAUGAAAAGGUAUUUGCUUAAGGUGAAGAAUCUGACUGUAUGUAUAUUGUAAAUUCUGGAUAAUUUUUGAUUUUCUAAAAAUUCGAAUAAUCUACAAAGACUGCAAUUGAAGAAGAGGAGAUGAAUAACUUAAAUGAUGAGUAAUUUUUUAAUAGCUAUAAAAUAUAACCAUAAGGAAAAAAAAAGGCUAUAAAUACUAACUUUAAUUAUAUUGAAGGGACAGAUAUAAAAAUUGCCUAGUUACUUCCUUACCAACUUAUUGGGGAGGAGGAUUUGUUUGAAGGCAGUAAAAGAAGCUAUAAUGUUAUAUGCACCUCUUUGGAAGGAGAACUAAUCAGAAUUAAGCUUAAAGAAUUUAAGUAGAAGAUCCUGAAUGAUGUUGGAGCUCACCAAUAUCUAACUAUAAAUGUGCCAAAAAAGAGAAAAUUAUACGAAGAAAAAAUACUACAUUAAAAAACAAUUAUCAUUAAUAAUAUUUAAUUGAUAUCUUCUAAGUAGCCAGUACUAUCUCUCCAAACAAAACUUUAGAACGGAAAAAUUGAAGAAGCUUAAUUCUUUAAUUAGAAAUUAGUUGUCCCUUCUUCUUAAAUAAAAAAAUAAAAUUUUCUUAAUGCUCUUUCUACUAACUCUUCUUCUAAAAGGUGUAGCGACUAAAUCCCUAUAUCUUCUUAAUCCCCAUAAAAAAAAGUUAUAACUUCUUAAUCUCAUUAAAAGGAAACAUAUGAAAGUACAAAUUUGUAAACAGAAUCAUCUUCUACUUCUUAUCAAAGAAAAUCUGGCAUCAUAAACAACUUUCUAGACAGUGGUUAAUCUGUUAAAACUCAAUAAUCAAAUACAUAGCAAGGUGAUGUUUCAAAUUAGCUCAAUAUAAAUGCUUUUGGUUAAAAUAUAUCUUCACCAAACAGACCUCUAUCAAGUAAAAAUGGCAAUUAACAUGAAGCCCUCAAACAGUAUUUCUUAAGUACUGGUGAUCCACUUCUACGUUCUUGUUUCUAAGAUGAAAUUAAUGUGUAAAAUCAAGGAUCCUCUAAAUAGCAAUACAAAAAAGAAAUGGUCUUGGAAAAUAUAUUCAAACACUAAAAUAAAAACCCAGGAAAUCAUAAGUAUCAUCCUACAGAGAAGAUGUAUAAUCAACCAAUUAAAGAAGAUUAUGUGAAUGUAAAUGGAAAUAUAAGGCAGGUAUUAAAAUACAGAAAUCCAACUGAAAAUUCUGUUGGUUUUAUACUCAAAUAUCAUCCCUCAGAGAAGCUUCCAACUGAACCAACAAAAUCAAAUAGAACAAUAACAUUUAUUCCUACUAACAUUGAAGAAUCCUCUCCAGUUUCAAUUAACAAUAAAAGAGGUGUAAAAACUAUGGUUGAUCUUGGUCCUGCUGACUUAGUAAAUAAGGUAGAACCUACUAUAAAUGGUAUAAGAUCUUCAAGAAUGAUAAAAAUGAAAAAAAUGAUAAAAGUAAUUGAUAAGCAAUCUUAAAAUUCAAAUUCGACAAAUAAACCUAUCGAGUUAACUGGAAAUUAAUCUAGCCUAAUUAAGUAUAAAGCUAUUUCAGUGAAUACAUUUUCCCAACUUCCAAAACAAAAUAUGUAUAAAUCUUAGACAAACCUACAUAAUAACUAGGAGAGUACAUAAGAUAUGCAUACUUCUAGUAAUAAAGCAAACUACAAAAGCAGUAACUCAAUCAAAUCUUUAUAAGAUUUAGGUAAUUUUAACUAAAUACAUUAAAGCUAGUAUGAAUAAAACAUUUUAAACAUCUAAAAAUGCUAAUCAAAAUAUACCAAUAAUUCUUCUUAAAGUAACAUUCAUUCUAACUAUGGCUAUGACUCUGAUAGGAUAUAGACAGAUAGAAGUAAAAGCAAUUAAAUAUAUCUACUUUAGUCAAGUCCAAUAAAAUCUAGCAAUAUUAGAAGGCACACAGAUAAAGUGAUUAAUCUUUCAAGUCAUUAAAAAGAUUCAUUUAGUUCUAACAUAAUUAUUGAAGAAAAUUAAAAUAAUCCUUCUUUGAAACCUAUUUUUACUCCCAAUACAUAAAAAAAUAUAAAUGCUUGUAAAAUUAUAAGUGAUGGUUCUUAAAUUUUAAAAGAUAUCAUAAAAAAUAAUAACCAAUUAACGAAGUCAACAUCAAACAAGAACAACUAAAAUCGAGUUCUUGUUUCUCAAUAAGGUUUUAGAAAAAGUGAUAUUGUUUAAAAUCUAUUUUAUUCCCCAUAAAAAAGAGAAAACCAAACAAAUAAAAAAAAGAUAUUAUUCUCAUUUACUAACUUAAAUAACAUUAUUUCAUCCAUGGAAAUGGCUACUUAAACAGACAUGGAUCCAAUUUCUUAUGAGGAAAAUAACUAUAACUUAAAUAACAUACAUUCAAACUAAUAAAAACAAUGA
Tetrahymena thermophila SB210 is the source of this 3159-nucleotide messenger RNA. Its product is annotated as cyclic nucleotide-binding domain protein. The transcript is spliced from 4 exons. The record is from RefSeq and is a predicted model, not a curated record. NCBI's taxonomy places the organism in Eukaryota, Ciliophora, Oligohymenophorea, Hymenostomatida, Tetrahymenidae.